AGUAUUUAGUAAGGUAGAGCAGGAAGCGAGAUAAAAGGAGCCAUUUACAGUGGUAGAGAUAGGACUCGACGAGGAGGUGCUCAAAUGGAAGUGGAGAGAGUGCAGUCCCUUGCUUCAGUAGGCCUCAAUGAGCUGCCGUCGCAGUUUGUGCGGCCCGCUCACGAGCAGCCUGCUAAUACCAAGGCCGUCCAAGGAGUCAAGGUGCCCAAGAUCUCUCUAUCUCAACCAGAUCAUGUUGUCAAGGAUCAAGUUGCUAGUGCAUCCAGGGAGUGGGGGUUCUUCGUGCUCACUGACCAUGGCAUCUCGGCCGAUCUCAUCAGAUGUCUCCAGGACUCUGGGAAGGAGUUCUUCCAGCUCCCACAGGAAGAGAAGGAGAGAUAUGCCAAUGACCCAACAUCCGGAAACAUGGAGGGAUAUGGCACCAAGAUGACCAAGAACCUUGAGCAGAAGGUAGAGUGGAUUGAUUACUAUUUCCACCUCAUGGCUCCUCUUUCCAGGGUCAAUUACAAGCUGUGGCCUACCAAUCCUCCGUCCUACAGAGAAGUGACAGAGGAAUAUGGAAAGGAAGUAAUGAGAGUGGUGGAUCAGUUAUUGGAGCUGCUUUCUGUGGACCUCGGCCUGGAACGAACAGCCCUAAAGGCUACUAUUGGGGGUGACAGGAUUGAGUUGGAGAUGAAGAUCAACUUCUACCCGCCAUGCCCGCAACCUGAACUAGCCCUAGGGGUUGAGCCCCACACAGACAUGAGUGCGCUCACCUUACUCGUCCAAAACGAUGUCCCAGGCCUUCAGUUGUGGAAGGACGGCAACUGGGUCACUGUUGAUUACUCGCCAGACGCCCUAUUUGUCCACAUCGGUGACCAGAUGGAGGUUUUGAGCAAUGGGAAAUACAAGAGCAUUCUUCAUAGGAGCCUGGUGAGCAAGGAUCAGAAGAGGAUGUCGUGGGCCGUGUUUUGCGCACCCCCAGGGGAUGCUGUGAUUGGACCUCUUCCUCAGCUGGUUGGUGAUGACAACCCGCCAUUGUUUAAUACCAAGACGUACAAGGAGUUUCAGUACCGCAAGUUCAAUAAGCUCCCGCAGUAAGAAAAAAUCUCUCAAGGGAUUAGUCAGCUCACAUGCAUGCCAGCCAAUAAAACUAGAAGAGUAAUUCAAAUAGCAUCACUGUGUUUCUUUGUAUGGCUUAGUAAGUCUCCGUUAUUUAGGGCCUGAACCUGAGACCUCAAUGUUGAAACCCUGUUUAUGGAAGAAGAUCCUCAGUUCAGUCUGUAUUGGAAUCAAUAUUUACCUCUAUAUAUAAUUUUAUCCAUUUGAAGA
Magnolia sinica is the source of this 1311-nucleotide messenger RNA. Its product is annotated as flavonol synthase/flavanone 3-hydroxylase-like. The coding region runs from base 85 to 1080 and encodes 331 amino acids. The transcript is spliced from 3 exons. Lineage: Eukaryota; Viridiplantae; Streptophyta; Magnoliopsida; Magnoliales; Magnoliaceae. The record is from RefSeq and is a predicted model, not a curated record.